AUGCAGGGCACUGCACUCGUCGUGGUGUGUCUCUCUACUUCGUUCACGAUUGCGGUUACCGAAUCUUCUAUCAAUUAUUGUGGCUCCAGAAUGUGUGGUAACACUAAUGCUCACACAUUUUGUCAGUAUCCUGAAGGGCCAAGUCCUCAAUGCGUUGGUUACAUAAGUGCUAAUCUGACAGACGAAGAGAAGGCACGAGUUAUCGCACGGUUGAAUCGACGACGGAAUGAGGCAGCUGCUGGACGGCUGCGAGGUUUAGCCAGUGCUGGAAACAUGCUAAAGUUGCGUUGGGUGGAAGAGUUAGCCCGUGAAGCCCAACGCUGGGCGGAUCAGUGUCGACCACCUGUAGUUCCUGAGGAACGCGACUUAUGUCGCGACCUGUAUUCAGUGCCAGUGGGUCAGUGUGUAGCGUCAGUGAUAGGCGAGGCGCCUGGACUCCGUGUGGAGUCAAUGAUCGACAUAUGGUACAUGCAGAAUAUAUUAUAUAAAGGCAAUGCUACCAAUUAUAUUCCCCCAAAUCUCGAUAGCAGCUUCUAUGGUGACUUUGGUCAAAUGAUGUGGGCGCAGAGUUACAUGGUUGGCUGUGGUCGAAGUCGAUUUAUGACGGAGUGGCGAGGGCGUCUCCGUAGUGUAGAACGGUUGGUGUGCAACGUAGCGCCGCGAGGACCGCCACCUGGACGUUCAUUGUGGUCACCUUCCGCACCGGCCACCCUUUGUCCACCGCGGUCUUCGCGUGACGCAUCACUUGAGGCCCUUUGUGAUAUACAAAUAGAAUCAAAUGAAAUACAAGAAGUAGAUGCAUCUAUGACUCUAGAAGAACAUUUUCUCCUACAUACUGUUCUGGAUAUAGAACGCAAUGCUUCCUUGAGGUAUCCAGGAAGUCUAGACGAGCUUUACUUGACCAGACUAGCAAUAGCAACAAUGGACAAUAUUGCAUCAACAGAAGAAUAUUACAAUUCUGUGCAAAAAAGAGAUGUAAUAGAAGAUACUAGUACUUCCAGCAAUGUGUCAGGAUCCCUCGCAGUAAUUCCAUUAGACAUGAAUACUUCUCCUUCAACUGUCCCAAUCCCUAUUACAAGUGCGAAGAAAAAAAUAAGUUUGAUUGGAAGACCAAAGCCUUAUAACAUGGAAGAACUGACGGACAUGGAUUUAAUGACUGAAAAUUAUACACCCAAUGAGGACACGACUAAGAGCGAAAAGGAUUUUUAUGCUGAAUAUGAGUUUGUAGAAACGAUGGAAGAAAAUUCAACAGUCGUAAAUAGAGAAGAAAAUGUAACUUUCGCAAAUGCUGUUGAAAGUACAAGUAAAAUACAUGAUCCUGAUAGUUAUACAGAUCAAAUCAUCACAGAAGCUGCCCGUGUGAGUCUUAUUGAGGCGCAUGUUAAGUCCAGUGUGAUUUAUGAAGGAUUAACGGAAAGAAACAGCUUAACCACAGAUAAUCUGAGUUUCAACAAUAAUCCGGAGACCAAGGUCAAUGACACACAAAUUCCAGGAUUGGUGACGAAUGAAUCAUUGGGACCAGACAACGCUUUAAAUUAUCUUUCCGACCAGGAAACCGUUUUGGAACUUCAGGAGGCUUUAGAGGUUAUAGAGCGUGACAUGUCAACGGAGCGCAUCGUGGAAGCGCCAGGGAAGGUUCGGCGAGAGCUCAGAGAAGAACAACAGAGAGCACCACUCGCAGGGGAUAAAACGCCUGAAGAAUUACCUAAAAACAAAAACCUUGAUAAAGCUUCUAUGUAUAAUAUGGUGUUGCAAUACAUGCCUUAUUUGAGAGAUUAUCAGAGCGGCUUGCUUUCAAAGGCGGCUGGUCGAGCCACUCGUCCCUGCCUGUCUUCUGUAUUAGUUGUAUUGUUUUGUUUGUAUUUUUAG
Molecule: messenger RNA, 1869 nt
Organism: Arctia plantaginis
Lineage: Eukaryota; Metazoa; Arthropoda; Insecta; Lepidoptera; Erebidae
Source: the annotation of a GenBank genome assembly